This is a messenger RNA of Nakaseomyces glabratus, 2340 nucleotides long. It is a transcript of the gene VRP1, whose product is annotated as Vrp1p. Gene Ontology annotation, molecular function: actin binding. NCBI's taxonomy places the organism in Eukaryota, Fungi, Ascomycota, Saccharomycetes, Saccharomycetales, Saccharomycetaceae. The record is from RefSeq and is a predicted model, not a curated record.
AUGUCUGCGCCACCUCCACCUCCCCCACCGCCUAUGGCACCGGCUGCCAGUGUGCCAAAGUCGGCGAUGCAAGGCAGGGACGCUCUGCUAGGUGAUAUUAGGAAAGGUGCGAAGCUGAAAAAGGCUGUUACAAACGAUAGAAGUGCGCCAAUACUGUCCUCAGGCGGUGUGUCUUCUGCUCCCUCCUCCGCGCCCUCCGGAUCAUCCGCACCUCCAGUGCCGGUUUCUAUACCUGGCGGCGCUCCUCAGCUGGGUGACAUUCUCGCGGGCGGGAUUCCUAAACUAAGGUCAGUGAGCGGGUCGAAUGCUCCUCCUGGCGGUGCUCCACCUAUUCCGGGAGCUCCACCACCACAGCAGGCACCUAAAAUGCCAUCCGGGAGACCGAACAUGCCCUCCGGUAGACCAACAAACAGAAGUCAUCAAAAGAAAAGCUCGAUAUCGUCAAUUGCUUCUUCUGCCCCUGCUCCUCCUUCAGCUCCACCUCCCCCAUCAGCACCUGCCCCACCAUCAGCACCAUCUAUGCCUUCGAUGAGACCCCCUAAGCACGAAUCAAAGACUCAAAAUCAAAAUAGUAUACCGUCUGCACCAGCGCCACCGGUGCCUGGUGCUCCGCCAGCACCACCUACAUCUGCGCCUUCUAUACCUUCAGCUCCAGCUCCACCUGCACCACCAGCGCCUCCAGCACCACCAAUGGCAGCAGCGCCUCCAGCACCACCAAUGGCAGCAGCACCACCAGCACCACCAGCGCCUCCAGCUCCUCCUAUGAACUCGGCGCCUUCUGCACCACCUGCACCACCUGCACCACCCGCGCCACCAAUGUCGUCAGCACCAUCUAUACCAGCCCUCAAUUCCCAAAGCGAUAACUCCCCAGCAUCAAAUCCACCACCAUCCAUACCAGGUGGUCUGCCAUUCCUGGCAGAAAUAAACGCCAGAAGAUCUGAGAAAGGUGUUGUAGAUGAUAAAACAGUUUCACACGCUAGUAACAAUGCCAGUACAAGCACAAACAGGGCACCAUCUCCUCCAUCCGCCCCUCCUGCACCACCAGUGGCAUCUGCACCAUCAAUUCCAUCAGCACCAGCACCUCCAGCUCCACCAAUUAGUUCAGCCCCAUCGAUACCAUCAGCGCCAGCCCCACCGGCCCCACCGGCCCCACCAGCUCCACCAGCUCCUCCUGUGGCUGCAGCACCACCAGCACCACCAGCACCACCAGCUCCUCCUAUGGUAUCUGCACCUCCGGCACCACCAGCACCCCCUGCGCCCCCGGCUCCUUCUAUGACUUCUGCUCCCCCGGCACCUCCAGCACCUCCAGCGCCAGCUCUACAGGCGGCAAAAAGCAUGAAGUCAUCUUCGCCGCCACCUGUUUCAUCUGGCCCGUUACCAUUCCUGGCCGAAAUACAGAAGAAACGUGACGAUAGAUUUGUGGUCGGAGGCGACUCUAAUUAUUCCACAAAGGUUGAACAGACAGAUAUACAAGGUGCAGCAGGUAGCGCGCCAACAACUUCUGCUCCCCCUCCACCUCCAGCUGGUGGUGCAGGCAUGUCUUUCAUGAGUGAAAUAGAGUCCAAAUUGAAGCAUUCACAUCACGAGCCUGCACCUUCAUCUGCAGCACCACCUCUUCCUCCUUCUGCUCCUCAAAUACCUACGUCAACCGCACCUCCAGUUCCCAGUGUAAAAGCAAGUGGUGAUAGUCAUGGCGCUGCUCCAAGUAACUCUUUCAUGUCUGAUAUCGCUGCAUCCUUAGCUGCAAGAAAUAGCCAUGGAGCUGACGCACCAGAUGUCCCAUCUGUACCACCACCACCAUCCGCCCCUCCUGCACCUUCCGCACCUGCUCCACCAUCAGCUCCUGCUCCGCCAUCGACCUCAGCUCCUGCCGCUCCUCCAGCUCCGCCACCACCACCUUCCGCUCCUAUGACUCCUGCAGCCCCUCCACCUCCUUCUGCGCCUUCGAUGCCAGCAGCUCCUCCACCACCUUCCGCUCCUGCGCCAUUAACACAUUCAGCUCCACCACCACCUCCUGCGUCUACAAGCUCACAACAAACUCAAUCAACAGAUUCUGCUGGUAAUAUCAAACAUAGAUUAUUCUCUAGUGGAACAGCUGAGAGAAAGGUUAAUCAAUAUACUAAUGCUCCUGAAAUUGAUGUUGGUUUGGUAACUAUUAAUGGUAGCAGUAGCACUACGGGAACGAAAAUUCAGUCAGGAAAGGUAACAGUGGAUGACUCAAGAUUCAAAUGGACAAACGCUAACCAACUCCCUAAACCAAGACCAUUUCAAGGCAAGACUAAGCUAUAUCCAAGUGGUAAGGGUACAAGUGUUCCACUUGAUAUUUCCAGUUACGCCUAA